CAUUUCACUCAUUUCAGUUUGCAUUUAAGGUUAUCAAUUAGGUUCUGUUUUCUCGCAGAAAUCGUCACAAUGCAAAUUUUUGUGAAAACCCUUACGGGUAAGACAAUCACUCUAGAGGUCGAGCCAUCAGAUACGAUAGAAAAUGUAAAAGCUAAAAUUCAAGACAAAGAGGGCAUUCCUCCGGAUCAGCAACGUUUGAUCUUUGCUGGUAAACAACUGGAAGAUGGACGAACCCUUUCUGAUUAUAACAUCCAAAAGGAAUCUACUCUUCAUUUGGUGUUACGUCUUCGUGGUGGUAUUAUUGAACCUUCUCUUCGACUGCUAGCUCAGAAGUACAACUGCGACAAGAUGAUCUGCCGUAAGUGUUAUGCAAGAUUACAUCCUCGAGCAACCAACUGCAGAAAGACUAAAUGCGGACACACCAACAAUCUCCGCCCCAAGAAGAAACUGAAAUAAGCUCUAAUUUCAAUGAACAUUGUGAAUUGUGAAUUAAAAUUCCAAUUAAAAUGUAUUUGUUAUAUUUAACUUAUCCUUGUAAUAUCUUGUACAUUACAGUUCACAUGUGAGAUUCAUAUACUCGUACAACAAAUAAAAGAAUAAAAAUUUCAGACGAGUACAAUGUACUGACCAUAGAUUAUACACAUACUCAGUAA
Coccinella septempunctata (seven-spotted ladybird) is the source of this 653-nucleotide messenger RNA. It is a transcript of the gene RpL40, whose product is annotated as ubiquitin-60S ribosomal protein L40. The coding region runs from base 70 to 456 and encodes 128 amino acids. Gene Ontology annotation, cellular component: cytoplasm; ribosome; nucleus. NCBI's taxonomy places the organism in Eukaryota, Metazoa, Arthropoda, Insecta, Coleoptera, Coccinellidae. The transcript is spliced from 2 exons. Gene Ontology annotation, biological process: translation; protein ubiquitination; modification-dependent protein catabolic process. Gene Ontology annotation, molecular function: ubiquitin protein ligase binding; protein tag activity; structural constituent of ribosome. The record is from RefSeq and is a predicted model, not a curated record.